Messenger RNA from Miscanthus lutarioriparius, 1944 nucleotides. The record is from the annotation of a GenBank genome assembly. Lineage: Eukaryota; Viridiplantae; Streptophyta; Magnoliopsida; Poales; Poaceae.
AUGACCAACAACAACGGCAAUGGCACGAACGCGGCGGCGAGCAGCUGGCUAGGCUUCUCGCUGUCGCCUCACAUGGCCUCCGCCAUGGACGAGCACCACCAGCAGCAGCAGCAGGUUCAGCAGCAGCACCAUGGCCUCUUCUUCCCUUCCGUCACUGCGGCCGCCUACGGCCUCGGCGGCGGCGACGGUGGCGUGGCCACCAGCGCGUCGUCGUACUACACGCCGCAGCUGGCGUCCAUGCCGCUCAAGUCCGACGGCUCCCUCUGCAUCAUGGAGGCGCUCCAGAGGAGCGAUCAGCAAGAUCACCACGGGCCGAAGCUGGAGGACUUCCUGGGCGCGGCGGCGCAGUCGCAGGCCAUGGCGCUGAGCCUGCAGGACAACCCCGCGGCCGCCGCCUCCAGCUUCUACUACUACGGCAACGGCGGCGGCGGCGGUUCGGGGCACCAGCACCACGGGGGGUUCCUGCAGCCGUGCGCCGACCUGUACGGCGGGCCCUCGGCCGCGUCCCUGGUGGCGGACGACGAGGCCGAGGCCGCGGCCGCCGCGACGGCGAUGGCGAGCUGGGUGGCGGCGCGCGCCGAGAGCGGCGGCGUGCUGUCCGCCGCCGCCGCGGGGCACCACCCGCACCACUACCACGCGCUGGCUCUGUCCAUGAGCUCCGGGUCGCUGUCGAGCUGCGUGACCGCGCACCCCGGCGCCGAGUACGCCGGCGUGGUGGCGGGGUCCGCGGCGGCCGCAUCGCUGGACGGCGGGCGCAAGCGCGGCGGCGCGGCGGGGCAGAAGCAGCCCGUGCAGCACCGCAAGUCCAUCGACACGUUCGGGCAGAGGACGUCGCAGUACCGCGGCGUCACCAGGCAUAGGUGGACAGGGAGGUAUGAGGCGCACCUGUGGGACAACAGCUGCAAGAAGGAAGGCCAGACCAGGAAGGGCAGGCAAGUUUAUCUCGGCGGGUACGACAUGGAGGAGAAGGCGGCGAGAGCCUACGACCUGGCGGCGCUCAAGUACUGGGGCCCCUCCACGCACAUCAACUUCCCGCUGGAGGACUACCAGGAGGAGCUGGAGGAGAUGAAGAACAUGACACGGCAGGAGUACGUGGCUCACCUCAGGAGGAAGAGCAGCGGCUUCUCACGGGGCGCGUCGAUGUACCGAGGAGUCACAAGGCACCACCAGCACGGGCGGUGGCAGGCGCGCAUCGGCCGCGUCUCCGGCAACAAGGACCUCUACCUCGGCACCUUCAGCACGCAGGAGGCGGCGGCGGAGGCGUACGACAUCGCGGCGAUCAAGUUCCGGGGCCUCAACGCCGUCACCAACUUCGACAUCACGCGCUACGACGUCGACAAGAUCAUGGCCAGCAACACGCUGCUGCCGGGGGACCUCGCACGCCGCAGGAAGGACGACGACCCCGCCGCCGUCAUCGCCGGCGCCGACGCCGGCGGCGGCGGCGGCGUCACGACCGCGGCGGCGGCGGCCGCCCUGGUGCAGCAGGCUGCUGCCGCUGCCGCUGCUGCAACCGGCGCCGGCGCCAGCGAGACGUGGAAGCUGGCCGCCGCCGCGCCGAGGGAUGGAAACCAUCACCACCACCACGACGUGCUGUCCGGCGAGGCCUUCUCCGUGCUGCACGAUCUGGUGGUCACCGCCGCGGACGGCGGCGGACACCACCACGGCCACGGCGCCGCGGCGCAGCACAUGUCCAUGUCCAGCGCGUCGUCGCUGGUCACCAGCCUCGGCAACUCCCGCGAGGGCAGCCCCGACCGCGGCGGCGGCCUGUCCAUGCUCUUCUCCAAGCCGCCGGCUCCAGCACCAGCCCCGCCGCACGCCGCCAACAAGCCGAUGGGCCCGCUCAUGCCGCUGGGCUCCUGGGCGUCCACGGCUGCGUCGGCCAGGGCCGCCGCCGCCGUCUCCAUCGCGCACAUGCCCGUCUUCGCCGCCUGGACCGACGCCUGA